AUGUCAUCUCUCGAGGAAUUGACAAGCAAAUUAACAACCGCAUUUGAUGGUAAAGAUUACCAGAAGUGCGACCUGCUGUUGCCAGCCAUCAAGAUCGAGCUGAUCAAAAACAACCUACUCGUUCCAACAGACCCAGACCAUGUCAACCCCAACGAUUUGUUGGUGACCAGAUCAAUUCUGGAGGUUGGUGCCAUUGUCUCGAUUAACCUCUUGAACACCGCAAAUUUCAACUCGUUUUUUUCGCAGCUUAAGUUGUUUUAUGGCCUUAGCCAAUUGCCAACCUCCAACAACAGAAACAAGCUUGUCGCUCUGUACCUCUUGUUGCUGCUAUCUCAGGGAGACUUGGCCUCUUUUCACAUUGAGUUAGAGCAAUUUGUGAAUGAAAAAAUGACUGUUGAUGAGUUGGAGCAGGACAGAUUCCUCUCCGUGCCAAUCAAGAUUGAGAAGUGGCUCAUCGAUGGGGACUGUUCCAAGGUGUACGAGAUAUUAUCACAGCAAUCCACAAAGUUCCCAUGUGAAGAGUUCCACCUUUUCAAGAACAACCUAAUUGACGCAGUGCGCACAGAGAUUGCGAGGAACAUGGAGUCCACCUACGGAUCGUUGCCUAUAGCAAACUGCAAGCUGUUGUUGUUCAUGCAGGAUUUGACUUUGAACGAUUUGGAGAACUUCAUAGCCGAGAGAGGCUGGGCUUUGACUAAUGGCGUUGUUCAGUUCAAGCCAGUUGGCCAGAGUGUUCCGGAUGGGUUGAGCAACGAGGAUGGUGAGAAGACCAUCAUCAACAAUGUGCUAGGGUAUGCGAGGGAGAUGGAGACAAUCAUUUGA
Messenger RNA from Kuraishia capsulata CBS 1993, 822 nucleotides. RefSeq lists its product as uncharacterized. Lineage: Eukaryota; Fungi; Ascomycota; Pichiomycetes; Pichiales; Pichiaceae. The record is from RefSeq and is a predicted model, not a curated record. Gene Ontology annotation, cellular component: cytosol; proteasome regulatory particle; nucleus. The coding region runs from base 1 to 822 and encodes 273 amino acids. Gene Ontology annotation, biological process: proteasome-mediated ubiquitin-dependent protein catabolic process. The transcript has a single exon.